Messenger RNA from Geodia barretti, 1619 nucleotides. NCBI's taxonomy places the organism in Eukaryota, Metazoa, Porifera, Demospongiae, Tetractinellida, Geodiidae. The record is from the annotation of a GenBank genome assembly.
GUGCUAGGUGAACCUUCGCGCGCGACCGAUUGCCCGCUCAAAUAUCUCUUGCGCAUGCGCUGAUUGCUAGGCAUGGAGAACACAAAGUCUGUAGUACGUAUAAAGGGCUUCGCUCUUUAGCGUAAGUUAACGCCCUCGUGUCGCUUAACUUCUCACUUGCAGGUUCAGUUCUGUAGUGCUUAGAGGUAUCCAGGCUUCCUCGUAAAGAUGUCGUUGACAAGAAAACGCGAGAACACAAUAAACUUCUCACCUGGCCCAGCGGCCCUACCGGACGAGGUUGUCCGGGAAGCGCGGGAGAACGUGAUGAACUACAAGGGACUCGGCCUGGGCGUUAUGGAACUGAGUCACAGAUCACCAGAGUACACUGCCCUCAACCUACAGACACAAGACCUCCUCAGAUCACUUCUCCACAUCCCCUCCAACUACCAAGUACUAUUCCAGCAAGGUGGCGGGACGGCUCAGUUUGCAGCAAUACCUCUAAACCUCACACCAUCAGAAGACACGACGGCAGACUAUUUCAUCACCGGGAUGUGGUCGCAGAAGGCGGCAAAAGAAGGAGAGAAAUUUGUCAAAGUCAACCACGUCCUUUCGAAGGCCGACGGUGGUUACAUGACAAUACCGGAACAGUCGCAGUGGAAUCUCACACCGGGCGCAGGUUUUGUCUACUACUGUGCCAACGAAACUGUACACGGAGUGGAAUUCCCGGAGCCGCCCGAUGUGGGGUCGGUUCCUCUCGUCUGCGAUGCUUCUUCAAACUUCCUCACCAGACCCAUUGAUAUUGCCAAGCAUGCUGUGGUGUAUGCUGGAGCCCAAAAGAAUGUUGGCUGUGCUGGAGUCACUGUCGUCAUAGUCAGAGAAGAUCUGCUGGGGAAGUGCAGACCGUACACUCCCGUUGUCCUGGACUACGCCGUCACAGCGAAGGCCAAGUCGGUAUACAACACUCCACCAGUAUGGAGUGUCUAUAUUCUCAACCUGGUCCUCAAAUGGAUCCAGAAACAUGGAGGAGUUGAGGCUAUGGAGAGAAACCGUGUGGCCAAGUUCCAGAGCCUGAUAAGCGUGAUUGACCAGUCGGGCGGGUUUUACCGCAUUCCCGUGGAGCGCCGGUUCUGUUCGCACGUCAACAUUCCGUUCCGAAUCACUGUUGCCGGGGAAGCGAACUCUGACCUCGAGGCAAAGUUCCUAAGUGACGCUGCUGCUCUGGGACUUGUUCAGUUGAAGGGUCAUCGAUCGGUCGGUGGCAUAAGAGUGUGUCUCUACAACGCAAUCUCCUGCGAAGACGUUCAAAAACUCGCUUCUUUCAUGAGUCACUUCAUGCUCCAGAACAGAAACUGACCGAUUGCCCUCGGGGCAAGUGGGGAAACCCCCAUUGCUAUGGCAAUGAUAUACAAUCAUUUCCCCAUGGUGAUUGACUGAUUGAUAUACUAAUUGUUAUUGUUUUGCUGGUUAUUGAGGCAACUAUACGCUGGCAAACUCUGUGUGCAAUGUACACAGAGUUUGUUUGUUUGGUCGAUUAUUAUAUAAUGUUACAUGAAUGACUCUCUUAUCGUUGUAUAAUUAUGAUGAUGAUAAUUAUCAUUGAUUUUGUGGACCUAACUUGUGACAGAGCAAGUAUAAAGUUU